GAAGCCCAUUGGCCGCGGCCUGGCGAGGGUCGCUCCCUCCCACUAGCAGGUUAGUGGGCGCCCCCGGCAGACGUUGACCAGGGCGGGGGGCCUCCGCCAUUCUGCAAGCGGCCUCCCGCUCUCGGCGUAGCGUAGGGCCAGCGGAGAAGCGCAGGGCGGGGGCGCAGACGGCGUGGCGCAGGCGCACUGCGCGGCUUCGCCCGGGUCCCCAGACAGCUGGCGGAGAUAAACAGAGGAGGAGGGAAGGGAAAGAGAGCAGUAGAGGGAGGGAGUGCGUGUGUGUGCGUGUGUGUGAGGGGGUGAGGGCGGGCGGGCUCGCGUGUGUGUGCGCGUGUGUGAGUGUGGGUGAGGUGAGGGAGACGGACGGUGGGAGCGGGUGCUGGGCCGGGGGCCCGCAGCCCCAGCCGGGCUGGCCGCGGGGAGCAUGGGAAGGGCUUAACGCGUUGGACCGACCGGCGGAGCGACCGAGCAGCGAGCGGGCGACAGGCGGACGGGCGGGCGGACGGACCGACGGACGGACCGGAGGACGGACCGGAGCACGGGCUGCCGCUGCCGCCUGACGGGGCCGGCCCGGCCCGCAGCCCCCCGCCGCGCCGACAUGGGCUCCUGAAGUUGCACCGGCCACUCGCUGCUCCGUUCCGGGACAAGGCCUGACAGUGACUCUGUUGUUGAAUAGAACAUUGGAGAACGGGAACUGCUUGCAACAUCAGUGGGGCCCAGGUAAUUACAUGUGUGCUCCCUGGUCCUGGGCUUGGCUGGAAUGCUUGGGGGUACAGAAGAUCCUUCUAGAGCCUCUCUUUUCCUACCCCAUUUUGAAAAGAUGGCAAAAGUCAACAUAACUAGAGACCUCAUUCGGAGGCAAAUAAAGGAGCGGGGUGCAUUGAGUUUUGAAAGGCAUUACCAUGUCACUGAUCCAUUUAUCCGGCGCCUGGGCCUAGAAGCUGAGCUGCAGGGUCACUCAGGAUGUGUAAACUGCCUGGAAUGGAAUGAGAAAGGAGACUUGCUAGCAUCUGGCUCCGAUGACCAACACACCAUUGUAUGGGAUCCCUUACACCACAAGAAGCUUCUUUCCAUGCAUACAGGGCAUACAGCCAACAUCUUCUCUGUCAAGUUUCUGCCUCAUGCUGGGGAUCGGAUCCUGAUCACUGGAGCAGCCGAUUCUAAAGUGCAUGUACAUGACCUGACUGUGAAAGAGACUAUUCACAUGUUUGGAGACCACACGAACCGAGUGAAGCGCAUUGCCACAGCUCCCAUGUGGCCCAACACAUUCUGGAGUGCUGCUGAGGAUGGGCUCAUUCGCCAAUAUGACCUUCGAGAAAAUAGCAAACAUUCGGAGGUGUUGAUUGACCUGACUGAGUACUGUGGCCAGCUAGUAGAGGCCAAAUGCCUCACAGUCAACCCCCAAGACAACAACUGCCUGGCAGUAGGAGCCAGUGGACCUUUUGUGCGGCUCUAUGAUAUCCGAAUGAUCCACAAUCACAGAAAAAGCAUGAAGCAGGGCCCUUCAGCUGGCGUGCAUACAUUCUGUGACCGACGGAAGCCUCUCCCUGAUGGUGCUGCCCAGUAUUACGUAGCAGGGCACUUACCAGUGAAGCUGCCGGACUACAAUAAUCGCCUUCGAGUGCUGGUUGCUACCUACGUCACCUUCAGUCCAAAUGGUACUGAGCUGUUAGUCAACAUGGGAGGAGAACAGGUCUAUUUGUUUGACCUGACAUAUAAGCAGCGACCAUACACCUUUCUCCUGCCAAGGAAAUGUCAUUCAUCAGGGGAGGUCCAGAAUGGCAAGAUGCCUACCAAUGGCAUGUCCAACGGGCUCCACUUGCACAGCAAUGGCUUUCGAUUGUCAGAGGGCAGAUCACAUGUAAGUCCCCAAGCAGAGCUGCCUCCAUCCUUAGAGCGAGUGAAGCAGCAGGCUAAUGAGGCUUUUGCCUGCCAACAGUGGACUCAGGCCAUCCAGCUUUACAGCAAAGCCGUGCAGAAGGCCCCCCACAAUGCCAUGCUCUAUGGGAACCGAGCUGCUGCCUACAUGAAGCGGAAGUGGGAUGGGGACCACUAUGAUGCCCUGAGGGAUUGCCUCAGGGCCAUCUCCCUGAACCCUUGCCAUUUGAAGGCUCAUUUCCGCCUAGCCCGAUGCCUCUUUGAGCUCAAGUAUGUGGCUGAGGCCCUGGAGUGUCUGGAUGACUUCAAAGGGAAAUUCCCAGAGCAGGCCCACAGCAGUGCCUGUGAUGCUCUAGGCCGAGACAUCACUGCAGCCCUCUUCUCUAAGAGCGAUAGCGAGGAGAAGAAGAGUGGUGGUCCUGUCCGAUUGAGGAGCACCAGCCGAAAGGACUCCAUCUCAGAGGACGAGAUGGUCCUGCGGGAGCGGAGCUAUGACUACCAGUUCCGGUACUGUGGGCACUGCAAUACCACCACAGACAUCAAGGAAGCAAACUUCUUCGGCAGCAAUGCACAGUAUAUCGUCAGUGGCUCUGAUGACGGCUCCUUCUUCAUCUGGGAGAAGGAGACUACCAACUUGGUGCGUGUGCUCCAGGGGGAUGAGUCCAUCGUCAACUGCCUGCAGCCCCAUCCCAGCUACUGCUUCCUAGCCACCAGCGGCAUCGACCCUGUUGUGAGGCUCUGGAAUCCUCGGCCAGAGAGUGAAGACCUCACGGGACGAGUGGUCGAGGACAUGGAGGGGGCUUCUCAGGCCAACCAGCGCCGGAUGAAUGCUGAUCCCCUAGAAGUGAUGCUCCUCAACAUGGGCUAUCGGAUCACAGGCCUGAGCAGUGGAGGCGCUGGGGCUUCUGACGAUGAGGACAGCUCUGAGGGCCAGGUCCAAUGCCGGCCCAGCUAAGGCCCAGCCCAUGCCUCCCAUCUCCUCACAGAGGAGGAGGAGAAGGAGGAAGAGGAGGAGGAGGGGUUUGGUUUUGGUUUUUCUUUUUGUUUUUGGGUUUUUUUUUUAAUCCCCCUCCAGGCUCCCCCACUCUGUUUUGUUUGUUUGUUUGGGGGUGGAGGGUGGGGGACAGUACAACUCAUUGGCUUCCAGACUCUUGGGGGUGGCAGCCCCAGGCCCAGAGCAGAAGCUUCUUCCAGCAGUCUUCCUCCUCCUGCCCUUAGCAGCAAGUCCUCUGGUGUCAGGCUGCUAGGAAAGGGGCUAAGGCAUGUGUGAGGGCAAGAAUGUAGCCCCAGUUAGUGGAGCCCUUCUCUGACUACAGAGGGGAUCACGGUGUGUGAAGAAGGAAUCUUGGGCUAUGAAUGCCCUUGGCUGUGGUCAGUUUUUGCCCUUGAAUCCCUGGAGAACUGGCCUGUCUCCCUAUGUCCUCCAGGGGGCUCAGGGAUGAGGCCUUGGCCAAGUCUAGCAUCUGCUCAGCAUUCCUGUUCACAUCCUCCCUAUAGGGAGGGUCCUAAGGUGGUGGGAGCAGACAGGGAAAGAGAAACCUCAACCCACCCUGGCUGGUUUAUCCAGCCUCAUAGGAGGGGAGCUUCUUGGUCCCCACGAAUGUCCUGGCCCUCAGCUCUCUCACAGGCAGCCUCAAUUAACUCAUUCCCUUUCUCUUCCUGGGAAAGUGGUUGAGGCCUAGAGCCACUGGCCCUGGCAGAGAAUAGCCUUUCACUAGCUAAUGCCCCCUCUCCAACUCUGCUUGGCCUCACUGUGACCUCUGCCCCAGAGCCUCUCGUCAUCCUCCCCUUCCACUGCCCCUCAUCUCUUUCGACAUCCAGGCUAAGCAUACUGCUACACAAGGGCUCCGUUCCACCACCCCUCCCAGCUGUGGAGUUCUCUCUUCCUUUCCCAUUCCCUCUAGUUUCCUGUUGUGCUGAGCCUGACCACCAAGGAAAUGACAGCUUUUCUGUGGGUCUCCCGCUCUGCAGGGGCCGCCCCACCACACAAGGACACCCACAUGUGCCCUCGGAAAAAGGCAACUGAGGCUCAGCCAGCUUUGGGUAGAAAGGGGGUCUAACUCACCUUUGCUGCCAAGCCCUCCUCUCCCCAUAGAGUGCUUUACCCCACUGCUCCUCAGGCCCAUGCUCCUCCCCAUCUCCAAACCAAGGACACUUGGGAAAGUGGAUGCCGUUCUCCAAGAUAUAGGCUCCAGCCACAUGACCCUUUGGAGGGAGGACCCCCUCUGAACCCCUGUCUCUGCUGGGUAGCAAGGCUGGGGAUCAUUUUUAAAUCCAUUUCAUUGUUUUAAAAAUAAAAUUGGGAGGUAGUGUAGGAGGGAAGAUGGACAGUAAAGGUCUGGGGGCCUCUUUCUACAGCUUCACUUCCAGCAAGGCAAGGGGCAGCUUCUCCCCACUUUCUUUCCCUCGCCCCUCCCUUUCCUCCUUCCUGUCCUUGCUUGGUAAUGAAGUAUAUUUAUUGGUGAAGGAGACAGCUGCUGCUGGGACCUGAUCUCUUCUCUCUUUUCCCCGACUUCUCUAGCCCGGAGAGGGAGGGGGGAAGGCAGGGCUCCCUGGGGAGGUGAGGCCUGGCAUCACCCCUUAGCUUUCCUGAUCACUCACUCUGCUCCAGCCCAGGGCUCCCUUCCUCUCUCUUCCCCCACCCCCACCCCCCACAGUGUGGAAGAAACACAAAAGCCUUACUGUCCACUUGGGCAGGAGCAGAAUAUUUUUGUUCCUCUGCCCCCCCCCCCCCUUACCCCAGCAGAGUGAGGGUGAUGAUGCAAUUGAUUAAAAAACAUUUUGUUCUA
This is a messenger RNA of Monodelphis domestica (gray short-tailed opossum), 4667 nucleotides long. It is a transcript of the gene WDTC1, whose product is annotated as WD and tetratricopeptide repeats 1. The record is from RefSeq and is a predicted model, not a curated record. NCBI's taxonomy places the organism in Eukaryota, Metazoa, Chordata, Mammalia, Didelphimorphia, Didelphidae. Gene Ontology annotation, molecular function: protein binding. Gene Ontology annotation, biological process: negative regulation of fatty acid biosynthetic process. Gene Ontology annotation, cellular component: cytoplasm; Cul4-RING E3 ubiquitin ligase complex.